This is a messenger RNA of Vigna angularis (adzuki bean), 1095 nucleotides long. Its product is annotated as cytochrome c-type biogenesis protein CcmE homolog, mitochondrial. The record is from RefSeq and is a predicted model, not a curated record. Bases 178 to 912 code for a protein of 244 amino acids. Gene Ontology annotation, cellular component: plasma membrane. Gene Ontology annotation, biological process: protein-heme linkage; cytochrome complex assembly. The transcript is spliced from 2 exons. Gene Ontology annotation, molecular function: heme binding. Lineage: Eukaryota; Viridiplantae; Streptophyta; Magnoliopsida; Fabales; Fabaceae.
UUUUUGUCAUAUCAAAAUUUGUUUUCCUUUUUUCAUUUUUUCAUUUCAUGGGUACGAGAAACUUCUCCGUUACGUCGGGUUGUUGAGUUUCAGCUUCAGCCAUGGCGGCGGCUUAGUCUAAUUCAGAAUCCUAAACCCAACAAUCAUUCAUUACUCCCUUUCACUUUACCAAGGCAAAUGGCUUCGUCACUCGCACUCCGAUUCAGAUCCCAUCUCCUUCGCACCGCUUCACUCCUCCCCUCUUCCCUCCGCCGCCCUCCAUUCCAACCCUCGUCGCCACUCCUCUCCGCCCAACGCCUCCUCUCCACGGCGCGCCGCUCGGCGCCACGCCCGCGGAAGUCGGUCGACAUCGGCGCGCGCGCCCGGCAGCUCCAGACGCGGCGCCUCUGGGCCUACGCCCUGACUUUCAGCGGCCUCGCAGGGUUCGUGGUGAUCGUGCUCAACAACUUUCAAGACCAGUUGGUGUUCUACAUCACUCCCACAGAUGCGCUUGAAAAGUACGCGACCAAUCCCUCCAAGGCGCGGUUCCGGUUGGGAGGCUUGGUUCUCGAAGGCAGCGUGGUUUACCCGGCGUCGAAGCCGGAGGUGGAGUUCGUCAUCACCGAUCUGAUCACUGACAUCGUUGUCCGGUACGAGGGUUCCUUGCCGGAUUUGUUUAGGGAAGGGCAUUCCGUGGUGGCGGAAGGGAUCGUGAAACCGUUCACGGAGGAGAUCAAGAAGGAGGUGUCGACAAAUAACGUGUCCGAGAAGGCCAGGAGAUUGGAGUGUUAUUUUUCUGCCGUGGAGGUUCUCGCUAAGCACGAUGAGAAGUAUAUGCCGAAAGAAGUUGCCGCUGCUAUUGAGAAGAAUAAGAAGAUUAUUGAAGAAGCUGCCGCUGUCAGCGUAGCGGCGGAGGUACCCAAGACCACCUAGAUGGAUAUUCACGGAGCAGUCUUUCUAUUCUCCCCUGCCUCGUCUUACAAAAGUCGGUUGGCGGUAAAGAAAAAAUAAACAAAAACGUAGCUUUACCUGUUCCAGUCUUCAUUUUUUUUUCCAAUUUAUAGGAUUAUUAACUUGUGAUACGUGUUGAAUUAAAGUUUCCAGCUCUCGUGGUAA